Thlaspi arvense is the source of this 1681-nucleotide messenger RNA. Lineage: Eukaryota; Viridiplantae; Streptophyta; Magnoliopsida; Brassicales; Brassicaceae. The record is from the annotation of a GenBank genome assembly.
AUGAAGACGGCCAUAAGCAAAAUGGCUAUCGGAGGAUUAGCUCUUGACGUUACCGGCGCCGGCGGCAAUAUAGACGCCAAGAUCACAGCUGCGGUUGUCAUGACAUGCAUUGUGGCCGCCUCAAGUGGUCUCAUCUUUGGCUACGACAUUGGAAUCUCAGGGGGUGUGACGACGAUGAAGCCGUUUCUUGCGAAAUUUUUUCCAUCGGUUCUUAAAAAAGCUUCGGAAGCUAAGACAAACGUCUAUUGCGUCUUUGAUAGUCAACUUCUAACGGCCUUCACAUCAAGUCUUUAUAUCGCCGGCCUAGUCGCUUCUUUAGUGGCUAGCCGUCUCACGGCGGCGUACGGUCGCCGCACCACCAUGAUUCUUGGCGGUUUCACUUUCCUCUUUGGUGCCGUCAUUAAUGGUUUAGCUGCCAACAUCGCUAUGCUCAUCUCUGGUCGGAUAUUGCUUGGAUUUGGUGUUGGCUUCACUAACCAAGCGGCUCCGGUAUAUCUAUCGGAGGUAGCACCGCCGCAAUGGCGUGGAGCUUUCAACACCGGCUUUCAAUUCUUCAUCGGAGUCGGAGUCGUAGCAGCCAAUCUGAUCAACUACGCCACCGCCAACCACCAUAACGGCUGGCGUAUCUCACUCGGUCUGGCAGCUGUACCAGCCGCGAUCAUGACCGUCGGAUGUCUACUCAUCUCCGACACACCUUCUAGCCUCUUGGCGCGUGGUAAACACGAUCACGCUCGCUCGUCCCUGCUUAAUCUACGUGGUGCCAGAAACAGAGCUGACGUGGAAGCCGAGCUAGCAGAGCUGGUUAAGUCGAGCCAGUUAACUUUGGAAGCUAGAGCCGAGCCGUUUAGGACGAUACUGGAGAGACGGUACAGGCCUCAGCUUGUGGUUGCUGUGGCGAUACCUUGUUUUCAACAGUUAACCGGGAUUACGGUGAAUGCGUUCUACGCUCCGGUUCUCUUCCAAUCGGUUGGGUUUGGUUCUGCUGCGGCUCUUAUUGCGACGAUAAUACUUGGGUUGGUUAACCUCGGUUCGAUUCUAGUUUCAACCAUGCUGGCAGUGGCUGCGUUGCUAGCGGCGACGGUGGGAGCCGCCGCAGACGGAGAGAUGACGAAAGGCUACGCCGUGACGGUGGUGGUGUUGCUAUGCAUAUAUGCAGCUGGGUUUGGUUGGUCGUGGGGCCCACUGAGCUGGCUGGUCCCAAGCGAGAUAUUCCCGCUCAAGUUGCGUCCAGCUGGUCAGAGCUUAAGCGUCGCCGUGAACUUCUCCGCAACGUUCCUUCUCUCUCAGACGUUCCUUGCGACUCUCUGCGGUUUCAAGUACGGUGCUUUCUUGUUUUACGGCGGUUGGAUCUUGUUAAUGACGCUAUUCGUCGUGAUGUUUUUGCCGGAAACUAAAGGGAUCCCUGUGGAUUCUAUGUACCAAGUUUGGGAGAAGCAUUGGUUCUGGCGACGGUUUACCAUUAACCAUAUAAUUUAAACCUUGGGAAACAAAAAAAGAAGAUUUCAUAGUUUUGUUGCAUCUUUCAUUGACAUUAACUAAUUAUAUUUCUUACUUAGAUUUAAAUUAAAAGAUACAAUUAUAUAUAUGGAUCAAAUUAGCAUCGUAUAUGUGUAUUCUGACCAGAAUCUUUCUAUUGUUGUGUUUUCGUCUUUGUGAUUAUAUGGUUAUUCUCUAUUUGGUA